Messenger RNA from Durusdinium trenchii, 2006 nucleotides. Lineage: Eukaryota; Dinophyceae; Suessiales; Symbiodiniaceae. The record is from the annotation of a GenBank genome assembly.
CAUGGACAAGGCUGAAUAGCAAUUGACAAUCAGAAUCGAAAGGAAAAGGACACCAGGAGUAUUCUGGUCCUGUUCCACUUCCCACCAGGGGUUUGACAGGCAAUACUCCUGAUCCGAUGGCAAAAUGCCCCCUAGUUUGCACAGGUGACAACACGACAAGGUGUCUUGUGUGUACCGCUGCCGUAUAUGUCAAAAUCCUGAGUCGCUUCACAUCCCAAGCCUCUGAAACCCUUGAGGAAUGCCUGAGGUUCUUCCAUGGGAGGUGUUUGUGAAGCAGGCCACGCGGACUGUAGCAUCGGCCUAUCUCCAGGGUCGAAGUCCAUCAGUGGAGGUGUUGGAGCAGACGGUGGUGGCCACCGCUGCAGCUGGCCAGUGGGCCUGGGCGUUGCACUUCUUGGAGUUCCCAGAAGGACGGACUUCAAGAAGUUGUGAAGCUUUCUUGCGAAGUCUUUCAAGGUCGAAGCAAUGGCAGUUGCACCUGAGACUCUUCGAAGAGCUCUACAUGAAGGGAAUUCCAAUGUCAGAUGGUGCGGUGCAUGCUGCCUUGUACUCUUGCAAAGCUGCGAGUGCUUGGGCCCAUGCGGAAAUCUUGCUGACUCGUCAUCCCAGCUUAAAAUCUUUCAGCCUGGUGUUGGGGAUCUCUCCUUGGGAUCGAGCUCUUGAGAUCUUGGCCCAGAUGACACCAGCGCAGCAGAGCACGGUGAGCUUGAACCAUUUGAUCAGCAGCCUGGGCCAAAGCUUGCGAUGGGCCUUGGCCUUGCAGCUGGGACAUCAGCGACAACAGCUGAGCAAUGGGCACCGAAUGGCGACAGCCAAGGCGAUGAUCAGCGCCUGUGAGAAGGGAUGCCAAUGGGAGGCCGCUUUGCAGCUCUCGCACGAGCUGGAAGAAGCAGGGCUCGUGGAUGUGGUCUCUUGUUCCUCCUGCAUCCGCGCACUGGCAAAAGCAAACCAAUGGCAACGGGCGGAACUCUUGCUGGAGAAGAUGUUGCGACGUGGGCCUGAGCCCAACAUAAUAACCUUUAACUGUUUGAUCAGUGCGUGUGGAGGGGACCAGUGGCCGCGGGGUUUGCAUCAGCUGUCUGAGCUGCCUCUUCAUGCGCUUGUUGCAGAUGACUUUACUCUGGUCACCAGCAUCAGUCGGCUUCCACUAUGGCAGCCAGGCCUCUUCUUGUUGAGGACUUCUAGAUCUCAAAGCACCGAAUGCAAAGAAGCAUUCAGUGCUUUGAUGAGCAGCCUCAACCGCCAAUGGAUGACAUCUCUUGCCUUGCUCCGAUACAUGCACCAAAGGGAUCUCGAGACCAGCCUGCCUUGCCAACAGGGAGUCUUGUUGACACUGAAAAGCUCAGAUCAAUGGGAGAGGAUGGUGAACGUCAUGGCACCAGCCAGUCACGGUCGCAGUGCUUGGCGCCGUCGGGGCACCAUGUCCUCGCUCCAGCUGAGCACCGAAGGAAGAGCCUCCCGCUGGAGGGAGGCGGUGAGCUUCUUUCGAGGGAUGUUGAACGGACACAUCGAGGUGUCCUCCUCUGAAACCACUGCGGCCAUCUCUGCAUGUGAUGUUGGGCCACAGUGGCCACUGGCCUUGGAGAUUUUUCGGCGCUCUGGCAUGAGGAGCACUUCCACCUUCAAUGGAGCGGUGAGCGCGUGUCAAGAGGGAGCAUGCUGGGUGUUGCCACUGAGUUUAUUGGAUCUCAUGAAGACCUGUCUCGUGAAAUCUGAUGCUCUGAGCUUUAACUCCGUCCUCACCUGUUGCGAGAAGGCCAAGCGCUGGGAGUUCUCCUUUCGCUUGGCUCGCGGGGCCUCCGCCGCUGCCGAACGCCUCGACGCGCUGACCGCCUCGGUGGCCGCGGCCGCCUCGGCGCAGCGCUGGCGCUGGGCGCUGCAGCGGAUGGCGGCGGGGGGAGACGCGGUGACGGCGGUGUGCUUGGAGGUGGCCUUGGAAGCCUGUGAGAUGCAGAACCAAGGGCGCCAAGUGGUGGAGCUUUUGGACAAGCUUCAGCUGAGUGGGG